AUGUUUAAGAAAAACAACAAAGAAAAUCUAAAACCAAUUACUUUGAACAUUCCUAAAAUGAUUUUAAAGAAUUAAAUUAACUAAAACAGCAUUUAAUAAAAUGCAUAUUUAAUUGAAACAUCAAGGUCUCCUAGAAUUAGUUGUAUUUAACUUAUUAAAUAUUUAGAAUUAUAUUAAAAAAUUUAGUAGUCUAUUGAUUAAAAACCAGCUGAUGAAUCACAAGAUGUUGUUUCAUUUCACUAAUAAAAAAUUAGAGAAAAAAUUAGAGGAUACAAUUAAACUCCUACUAUUACAACAUCUUAAGAUAUUGAGGAUUCUUUUAAUAUUUGGAAUGAUGAAUAGUAACUUGAUGGAAAUAUAAUUNUUAUGUGA
Messenger RNA from Paramecium primaurelia, 372 nucleotides. NCBI's taxonomy places the organism in Eukaryota, Ciliophora, Oligohymenophorea, Peniculida, Parameciidae. The record is from the annotation of a GenBank genome assembly.